UGAGUACAAAUAAUUUUUGCUAUAUCAAAUUAUCCUGAAAUAACUAAAAUUAAAUGAAAUUCACAAAAUUGUUCUAGUAAAAGUAAGUGUAACCUAACUUACUUAAAAUUGAAUUUGAUUUAAAUAAAAUAUUUAAUUUAUGUCGUAUUUUAAAACAUCGCGCCAAUGAGUGUUAGUUCAUCAGUUUGCCGCGGAGGGUGUUGGAUGUCAUGUGACUGUAGUGGGGAGCGUUGAAGAGGCAUAAAAGUUAGCGCACGAGCUCGAAGAGUCAUUAUUUCUUUUUCAGUUGCAGCAACAUCAGAAGCAGCAGUAGAAACUGUAGUAGAACGUUUCAAAGUAAAAAUGUCAAAUUUCUUACCAAACUCUAAUCAACUCUGUAGCGGGGAAGAGGACAUAGAAUAUGUUAUAUUUGAUGAAUAUUAUUAUAAUUCUUAUGAGGAUUCGGAUGAGAACUCCGAUGAUAAUGAGGUUGAAAUAUAUGAUAGUCAGGGUUCAACCAUCAUUCUUAGCAGCGAUGAUGAAGACACAAAUGAUAAUAAUAAUGAUAUUAAUAUAUUUGAUAUUAACUUUGGUGAAGAAGAGUUGUCAGAAUUAUUAGAAUGCGUCCCUGACAUUGAUCAAAUGUUGAAUGCAUACAACAUGUUCGAAUCUUUGCCUGAUAUUAAUCAAAUAUUGGAUGAAUACGGCAUGAUUCUACCAGAGAGUCCGAACAGUGACGUAUUAGAAAUUAAUAUUAGUGAAGAUGAGAUGUCGGAAUUACAUGAAUUAAUUCCUCCAGAAACACCACCCACUCUAAGCGAUGACACAUCCUGCAAAUCUUCACCUUAACGUCAUGACAAUUCUGAUUAAAAUACUUAUUAAAAAAAAAAAAAUUUAAUAAUUAAAUAUUUUUUUAUACAAAAUAAAAUCAUUAAAUAUUUUUUUAAAAUAUUACCUCAUGCUAGUCACAUUCAAAUGAUGCGUGCGCAUGUUGUGAGAGGGGGAAAGAGAAAGUGGGGGUAAAGAGAAAGUGGGGACUUGGUGAUUUAAACCGGUGUGCAAAGAAAGGCAGCUCAUUUAUGUUUCAGCAUUCCGGGACUAUUUGCAACAUUAAAACAAUCUUUUUUUAACAAAAAAAAUAUGGAUUUAGAAAAAGUCAAUGCAGUUGGACGAUUGGAGGGUUUUCUGCCAACAAAGCCGCUAUCGGAAUUAGUGACAAAUGGCCGAUACUUUGUGACAAAAAUCAAAAAGGUGCAGACGAAAUACGGACCCAGAAUCAUCGUAGAACUCGACGCAGACUUUAUCACAUAUCUUCCAACCAGAUUCGCUAAACAUUUCGAAGAUGAUGAGCCUAACACUUUAAAAAUGAUGCAAGAAGCUGCAGCCCUAAAGAACCUACAAUUGAAGUACCUUGGAGGACCAUACAACAUCGUUGAAUUUAAAUUAUUAAAGUGAA
This is a messenger RNA of Leptopilina boulardi, 1435 nucleotides long. RefSeq lists its product as uncharacterized. The record is from RefSeq and is a predicted model, not a curated record. The transcript has 5 exons. The coding region runs from base 343 to 828 and encodes 161 amino acids. NCBI's taxonomy places the organism in Eukaryota, Metazoa, Arthropoda, Insecta, Hymenoptera, Figitidae.